Messenger RNA from Letharia columbiana, 2145 nucleotides. RefSeq lists its product as uncharacterized. NCBI's taxonomy places the organism in Eukaryota, Fungi, Ascomycota, Lecanoromycetes, Lecanorales, Parmeliaceae. The coding region runs from base 1 to 2145 and encodes 714 amino acids. Gene Ontology annotation, cellular component: membrane. Gene Ontology annotation, biological process: nucleoside diphosphate catabolic process. The transcript has 2 exons. Gene Ontology annotation, molecular function: nucleoside diphosphate phosphatase activity. The record is from RefSeq and is a predicted model, not a curated record.
AUGUCUGGCGACGUGGAUAAGAGAUCGUCGCAUUGGCGGUAUGGGAUCAUAUUCGACGCGGGUUCCUCUGGUACCCGUCUACAUAUCUACAGAUGGCUCGACAGCGACAAGGCAAGAAAGGAAGCGGGAGUGAAGGAAUUAGAGUCGCUGCCUGUAUUGGAGACUAAGAGCAAAUGGACAGAGAAGAUACAUCCUGGUAUUGCGACGUUCGGAGAGAAGCCCGAUCGUGUUGGGCCAGACCACCUGGAAAGCCUAUAUAAGAAAGCCCGCAAAGUCAUUCCAAACGGUCUUGAGGAAGACACGCCAGUAUUCCUGCUCGCCACGGCUGGCAUGCGCUUGUUGCCUGAGAACCAGCGUAACGAACUUCUGCGGCAGGUUUGCUCCUACACUCGUUCAAACACCAAGUUCCAAUUACCAGAAUGCGAUGUACAUAUACAGGUCAUCCCCGGCGAGGUCGAAGGUCUGUACGGAUGGGUCGCCGCGAACUAUCUGCUCGGAGGCUUUGACGCGCCGAAGGAUCACGCACAUGGGAAAAACCAUCAUACAUAUGGCUUUCUCGACAUGGGCGGCGCCUCUGCGCAAAUUGCUUUCGCCCCAAAUGCAACGGAAGCUGAGCGUCAUGCGAAUGAUCUCAAGCUGCUCCGGAUGAGGACUAUUGAUGGGACAGCAGCGGAGUAUCGAGUCUUCACCACCACGUGGCUCGGUUUUGGAGUCAAUGAAGCCAGGAGGCGAUACGUUGAAGCGUUGCAGAAGGCUAGUGGUGCCAUUGAUACGGAGGUCCUCCAAGAUCCAUGCCUUCCCGCCGGCUUAAGCGUUACUACCAAGGGGGAUGUUUUCCUACCAGGGUCAAAGACAAUCAAUGGACAAACCCCUCAUCUGAAUGGGACUGGACAAUUCGACAAGUGUUUGAUGAUGACGCUGCCUCUUUUGGAGAAAGACCAUAUCUGUGAGGAUAACCCUUGUCUUCUCAACGGAGUACACGUCCCUGCCAUCGAUUUUGACGUCAACCACUUUGUUGGCGUCAGUGAGUACUGGCAUACCACGCAUGAGAUAUUCCAGGAAAGCCACAAAGACAAAGCAUACGAUUUCAAUACAUAUCAACAGCGAGUCAGCGAGUUCUGUAGCCAGGAUUGGGAUAUCAUUCGCAAAGGGAUAGACAAGCACGAGUGGGGGAAGAAGGUCGAUGAGCAGACCGCUAUCGAGGUGUGCUUCAAAGCUAGCUGGCUUAUCAACAUCCUCCACGAAGGCAUUGGAAUCCCGAGAGUGGGAUUGGAGGCAACUCCAGAUAGCAUGCACAAUGGUACGAUGAAGGUAUUGGAUAAUGCAAAGGACAAGGGCUUUACAGCUUCUUUUCAAGCAGUCAACAAGAUCGAUAAUACAGAAGUCAGCUGGACUCUUGGCAAAAUGGUCCUAUACGCAUCCAGCCAGGUCCCUCCAUUAAGAAACGACGCCCUUGCUGUUGGAUUUGGUAGCAAUAUACCCGGUAUCCCCGCAGAUUUCCAAUACGCCGGCUCCGCAGCGGUCCUCCGCACGGAGAACUCCACUUCUACGGAAGACCAUUGGCACUCGAAUCUUUUCCGCGCAUCAUCACCACGCCGCAUACCUGGCUUCAUUCUCUUCCUUUUCAUUCUCUCCAUUGCGCUGUACCUCCUCUGCGGUCGUUCCCGCCGUCAACGUAUCUAUAGCAGGUUCGGCUCUUCACCGCGGCGUGGCCUCGGCUCACCACCACGAAAGCGUGGACUAUUCGGGGGCAAAGUCCCGUUUUGGCGCUCCAACACGAGUCUAGGCAACUACGAGCGCGUACUCGAAGAAGGGGCAAAUGACAAUUUCGAACUCGGUUCUGUGGACGACAGCGACGAACCUGAGACCUCAGACUCCUCCUCUGCGUCCCACGGAAGCAAGACAUCGGGGUGGGCUACCCCUCGUAGUCGAAACAAAAACGGUCUUGAUGGAAGAGACCCUUUUGAUAACCUUGGCAGCGGUCAAGGUCUCGGCAUUACUGGCAAUCCUAUGGAUAGAAGUGGGUUGAUCGGUCGUACUGAAAGUAAGGAACGCAUAGCCGGCAUGGCUGAGGGUAGAAAAUCCAGGAGAGGCAGCCCAGCGAGGCCAAAGGGACUAGGAUUGAAACCUUUGGUUGAGGAUUGA